CGGAUGUCAAUUCACUUCUUCUUUCCCUCCAAUCAACAUCAUAGAGGCACAGAGAGGCCAGCAUGUCGCUAUGGGGGUUGCGAGACAAUGUGCCCGAGGCUGGGCCAUCGACUUCGCGGCUCACACCUUCUGAGAGUCCACAGAAGAAGCGCCCGCGCUCAUCCGACCCGCUCAAUGGCAGGAAGCAGCAGCAGCAGCAACACAAGAAAGCAAAGCCGGCGCCCUUUGCCAACCGGCCUGCAGUUGCACACACACACGCCAAUGGCGGUACAUCCUCAUCAUCGGCGCAGUCUUCGCCCUCUGCGCGAUCUCAUCCUCUGCCCACUACAUCCAACAAGGCCGGCCCUUCCUCCUCCUCCUCAGGUCCACCGAACAAGCUUCUCUCAAUCCGACAGCGCCUCCCGAUCUGGUCCUCUCGCGACCGCAUCGUCGACGAGAUCCGCAGCAAUGAAACAACGAUCCUCGUCGCGGACACUGGAUCAGGCAAGUCUACUCAAGUCCCUCAGUUCCUCCACUCCUGCUCCGACGGAUACUUCACUUCGGGGCACAGACUGGUGGGCAUCACCCAGCCAAGAAGAAUGGCAGCCAUCUCCCUCUCCAAGCGUGUGGCCCUCGAAAUGGCGCACACAGACGGCGAGGCCUCGCCGCUCGUGGGAUAUGCGAUCAGAUUCCAGGACAAGACGACUCGACGUACCAGGAUAAAAUUCAUGACUGACGGCUGGCUCCUCCGAGAGUUUGUGAGGGGAGCUGCUCAGCUGGUGGCAGAGGGGAAGGACAUCGACGACGUGCACGACGCGGGCCAUGCGGGACUGCUUCCGCAGUACUCGUGCUUGAUUAUCGAUGAGGCGCACGAGCGCAGCGUGCGGACAGACCUCCUGCUCGGCCUGGCGAAGAGGGUGCAACGCAGACGACGGGAGCUCAGGAGGGAGUGGGAGCAGAGAGGGAAGAAACAGGGCAAGGAGCCGCAGCUUCUCCACAUCGUAGUCAUGUCCGCUACUUUGGAUGCGGACCUGUUCUCGCGCUUCUUCGCUAGCGAGGAAGGGAAGCCCGCACCAGUCCUCUACGUGCAAGGCCGCACCCACGAAGUGACCGUCAACCACCUAAUCGAGGCGGAGCCCGACUGGCUCGACGCGGCUAAGCGGCAAGUCCUUCAGUUGCACGUAUCCCGUCCCCUACCUGGUGAUAUCUUGGUCUUUGGAACAGGCGCAGAGGAGAUCGAGUCGCUGUGCUCCUCACUCCGUCAUCUCUCAAACCACCUUCCACAGUGGGCCGAAGAUAGGCAGAGAGCCACGGGCCAAAAGACGGCCGUCGGUGCCCUGCAUGUCGUGCCUCUGUACGCCGCGCUGGGCAAUAAGGCUGUAGCGGAGGUUUAUCGCCCCACUCCGGUCGGUUGUCGCAAGGUGGUCGUAGCGACGAACAUCGCAGAGACGUCCGUCACCAUCCCUGGCGUGCGAUACGUGGUGGACUGCGGGCUGGCCAAGGAAAAGAUGCACGUCUCUGCGAGCGGGAUCGCCUCAAUAGCAGCGGCCAACGGUAAUGCUGCCUCGGAGCAGGCACAUCAACAGCAACAAGGUAUCGAAACCCUCACUACACGCGCCAUUUCCCAAUCGGCAGCAGCGCAGCGAGCAGGUCGUGCAGGUCGUGAAGCCGCUGGAGAAUGCUACCGACUAUACCCUCGUGUGGAGCUCGAGAGGAUGGACGCUACGACCAUGCCGGAGAUUCAUCGUGCUGAGCUCUCCUCUGUGGCUCUGGACUGCUUUGCGGCUGGAGUGGACCCACGCGAAGUAGACUGGGUAGACGCGCCAAGAGAGGGCAAGUUGGAAGGGGCGGUGAUGGAGCUGGCAGGCCUUGGCGCCGUGGAGCGCAGGGGGCGAGUCAAGGCGAAGGGUGAGGAGAGGAAUGGGACGACACAGAAUGGGACAGACGAUACGAAGGAGGGCAAGCUAGUCCUCACGGAGAUGGGUCAACGCAUGGCUCUGCUCCCUCUCCCGCCUCGCUUCUCCCACUUACUCCUCACGGCAGCCAACACCGCCUCUCCAGCCGUCGUCCAUCAAGCUCGAGACUUGGUCGCCAUCCUCUCCUCGGAGCGAGACAUCUUUCUCGAACCAUCGGCAGCGGCUGUUCGGUCUUCUGACCAGGAUAAGGGCAAGCGACGACCCGCAGGAAAGGAUGGAGAAGAGGAGGACGGGGACCUUUCAGAGCGACUGGAGGUAAAACGAGCUGAAGCGAAUAAGGCAAGGAGCGCCUUCCGACACUGGAGCGGAGACCAUGUUACUAUGCUCCGGGCAUUCUAUGCAUACCUGAAGACGAAGAGGAGCGCUUCCACUUUUACGUCAAGUCAGAAUGGCCAGCCAAAUCACAAUGUGGGGAAGAGCAAAGGCAAGGACAAGGCUGCCUCUGCUGCCGCUCUGCAAGAGGUCAAGACCUGGUGCAACGCCCACUACCUCUCCCUUCGGGCGCUAAGGGAGAUCGAGGAGAUCAGGGACCAGAUUGACGGCAUUUGUAGGAAGGCUGGUAUUUUGCCGCGCCAUGACGAGAAAGACGACGCUGGCGAUACCAACGGCAGCCUCACGAAAAGGCAAGGCAAGGGAGGGGAGGACAGCAGUGAUGGCAGUGACGAGGAAGGCGUCGACGCUGAAGAGGAUAGCGACGACUCUGACGCUCCACUGCGAGUGAUCAAACGCUCCGAUCGCGUCAAGAUGCAAGAGGAGGACGAUUUCACGUCCAAUCUCCUCGACGACGCCAACGAGGACUACGCCUCUCUGCGUAAAUGCCUCGUAACGGGUCGCUCCACCUCUCACCUCGCCAUGCGUCUCGGUGGAGACUCCUCCUCAUCCUCUGGCAACGCCCCUCCAGGCCAAGCAGGCUCCUAUCGCGUCCUCUGUGGCCCCGAGGUCUUCAAACUUCACCCUGCCUCCUCGUUGCACCCGCAACGCUCUGCCGGGGUCAGUGGAGGCGUGAGCUUGCCGCGCAUGCUGGUGUUUGAGGAGCUGAUGUAUACUAGUCAGCUCUUUGUAAGGUGCGCGAGUGCGAUUGAUGUUGAGUGGGUGAGGGAGGGGAUGAUGAAGGAAGGUGGAGGGAUGUAGAUCUAGAGGGAGGGGAGUGCUUCAGUUUAAUGCAUGUUUGCUGUAGACCCUUACGACUCGAAGAGGGCAUGCGUGAUGGGGCUCUGCAGAGACAUCGUCGAGUCUGGGCACGAGGGUGCAGGCCGACCAAAAAUGGUACAAGUACUUCUAUUGUGGAGCGUGCGUCACUAUGGGUCACUUGAAAUCCUUCUUGCUUCAUCAAAGCUCCAAUCACGCUCAAAUGAGACCCUCGAGCCAAUCCU
Messenger RNA from Jaminaea rosea, 3328 nucleotides. RefSeq names its product P-loop containing nucleoside triphosphate hydrolase protein. Gene Ontology annotation, biological process: maturation of SSU-rRNA from tricistronic rRNA transcript (SSU-rRNA, 5.8S rRNA, LSU-rRNA). Gene Ontology annotation, molecular function: RNA binding. NCBI's taxonomy places the organism in Eukaryota, Fungi, Basidiomycota, Exobasidiomycetes, Microstromatales. The record is from RefSeq and is a predicted model, not a curated record. Bases 63 to 3086 code for a protein of 1007 amino acids. Gene Ontology annotation, cellular component: nucleolus; intracellular anatomical structure. The transcript has a single exon.